ACGCGGUUUUUCCACACUUAUGAAUUAAUUGAUGACAAAACUUAUCGAGCAUUUCGAAAUCAAAAUAACAAUUUUGCGAGAACUUCUGGUGAUAGUAAUAAAGCAGAACACAUUUCAGUGAAGGUAACCAAAACAUAUCCAAUUUCGAAGCACAAAUACGAAAUCAUAAAAAAGUAAGGAUACUAAAGAUUUCUACACUGGAGCUACUCCACAAACGAAAACAUGGUGCAUGCAACAUCACAGUCAGCAUCAACAGAAAAGAAUGUCAAACCAUGCAUUGAAACUGACACCGAAGAAGUGAAUCAUAAAAAUCAAACAAAACAAUAUCUAUCUGAAAGUGAAAGUGGCGAUGAAUAUGACGAGGAUUUGGAAAAUGCGGUUUCCGAAUGCUCUUAUCAAACUGCGACGACAUCUUCUGUAGCUGAUACAGAUAUUUCAAACAUAUGUGAUCAACUACUUGUCCUGUCAACAACAAAUCACAAAAGUAUGGGCUCAACUAGAGGCAAGAAAAAACGUGGGAAAACGGCAAAAAAAGCAAAAAAGGCAAACAGAGCUCAAAAAAUCACUGAAGAAGAAAUUGAAGCAAUUAAGAAAAAGAAAAAAUUAGACGCUGACAAAGCAUAUGAGUUACGCCAAGAACAAAUGAAGAUCCGACAGGAAAAAAUAGAUGCCAGUGAUCGGAAUAAAAUUUACCGACGUCUAGCGCAAACUGCAGUGGAUAUGCUUAGAAAAGAAGAGAGAAAGCUUCCACCUGAAAUUAAACAAUUGGACGAAGACUUGGAAUAUUAUGUUGAGAACUCAAAAUUUUACCUUCGAAUCAAUUUGAGAGAUAGGUAUUUGGAAACAAGAGUUGAUGAAAUUAGCGAGAAAUAUAUUGGUCCUGCGUUGGAACACAAAACUGAGCUGUUGAAAAUUUACGAGGAUCUCAUUAAACGCAGUCUGCAGGCAUUCAGACUGUUUAUGUUUUUGAAAACAUUGAACGAAAAAUCUGUUGACUAUACUAAAUUCGAAGUGUUAACACUAUCUUUUGUUAUGAAAGGGUUCGAGGAUGAUUGGUUGGAAGUUAAUGGAACCUAUGAAGAAAACGAGUCAUAUUUAUCUUUCGAGAAGAAUAUUCUACACGAUAUUCCCGAAACAGAUCAACAUGUAAAUGCGGCUGAGUUUGUUAUGAACAAGUUGAUCUACUACGCAAAGAAGGACGAUGAUGGAACUUUAAAUCUGAAAGAAUGCCAUAUGAAAGAAGCCUACACCGGAGCAGGACAACUGAUUGCAGAGUACAAACAAUGCACGAAUGCGAUCGCUUUUCUUCAGGAUAAUAGAGAAAAUCUUGCGUACAACUUGAUGGAAGAAUGGUUUUUGGUGUCGAGGAAACCGUCUCCAAUUGUUUUAUAAAACUAUUCGAAAAUUGUUAUUUGUACAUUUAUAAACUGCAAAUUAAAACUUCUGGUUAAUAUGAUUGAGCUAGGAACUAAUUUGCAGUUUGUAAUUGCCGAACUUCAAUUUUUUGUUAUUUAUUUUAUCGAUUGUACCAUGAUUCAAUUCUGCGAUAAUUUAAUUCAAUACCGUUGUAAUAGAAAAGUGCUGAUUAAUUCAGUUAUUUUAAUGAAUACUGUGAUAAAAAUACAAAUGCGAAUAAAAAUUGAUAUUCCCAAA
Caenorhabditis elegans is the source of this 1653-nucleotide messenger RNA. RefSeq lists its product as uncharacterized. The transcript has 9 exons. NCBI's taxonomy places the organism in Eukaryota, Metazoa, Nematoda, Chromadorea, Rhabditida, Rhabditidae. Bases 223 to 1392 code for a protein of 389 amino acids. The record is from RefSeq and is marked reviewed.